CUCUCUCUCUCUCUCUCUCUCUCUACAUCUCUGCAAAGCCACUCUCUUUUCUUUUCUCUUCUUUUUUCUUCUGUGGUGGAGAAGAACCAUGUUUGAAGAAUCCAUGUCUAUACCGUCGAUCUGGGCUUCCAUGAACAGCUGGUUCACACCCGCUGUCCUCUUCCUCCUCCUCAACCUGAUGAUCGGUACCAUUUUUGUCACCUCUGGUCUGGGGACUCAAAGACCCCAUCGGCAGCCUCGGGACAGCUCCCAAGACCCACAGCCCCAGCUUCCCAGAUCUCCCUCUGUGUUGCAGAGGCUCAAGUCCAUUAACUUCCACAGCUACAGGUCUCAGGAACCCACCACCGUAACUCCCUCCAUCGCUGAAAAGCUACCUGAACAGGACACCCGUUUCGCUCUUCUGCACACCCACCAACCGGAACCAGAGCCAGAGCUGGAGCGGGAACCGGAAUCGGAGAGUCGUGAAGGGGAAAGCCCGAAAACCUUAGAUGAGAUUUACGGUCAGAUUCAGGGGCGGCCCUUUGAGAGGACCAAGUCGGAUCAGGAGCCGGCGUCCGGUGAAACUCCAGCGAGGCUGUCUAAGAAGAUGAAGAAGUCGGCGAGUGCGAAGUCGACGUUCGCGCAUUUUGAGGAGGGUGACAUUGUGGAGAGUCGCCGACCGGCGACUGUGAGGGAGGGGAAGGCUAAAGCGACGGUGGCGGAGGGUGACGAAGACGAUGAGGAGGUGGACGCGAAGGCCGACGACUUCAUCAACAAGUUCAAGCAGCAAUUGAAGUUGCAGAGGCUGGAUUCGAUCAUAAGGUACAAGGAGAUGAUCGGAAGAGGGACUGGAAAGUAAGGUAUUUUCCAUUUCGGAGGUGGUUUUUAAAUUUUUGAUAGUUUUGGGCCAUGUUUAGAUUCCGGGUUUAUUUCUAUUACCGUCCACAGUCUUCAACUUUUGUUCAAAUAUGCCCUAUAAUACGUAAGGGCAUUUUGGUCAGUGUACUCAUGCACAUGAAAGGGAGGAGACGUAUUACUGAAAUGCCCACCGCUUGUUGCAUAGAUGGCAUAUAAAGCGUGGGCAAUUUCAACAUAUCGUCAUAUUUUCAUUCAUUUUUAUGUCCAAAAUAUUAACUUUUUUCCAA
Molecule: messenger RNA, 1124 nt
Organism: Vitis riparia (riverbank grape)
Lineage: Eukaryota; Viridiplantae; Streptophyta; Magnoliopsida; Vitales; Vitaceae
Product: pathogen-associated molecular patterns-induced protein A70
Exons: 1
Coding region: 89-838 (249 amino acids)
Source: RefSeq, a predicted model, not a curated record